Molecule: messenger RNA, 477 nt
Organism: Gavialis gangeticus (Gharial)
Lineage: Eukaryota; Metazoa; Chordata; Crocodylia; Gavialidae
Gene: IL17C
Product: interleukin 17C
Exons: 2
Biological process (GO): inflammatory response
Cellular component (GO): extracellular region
Molecular function (GO): cytokine activity
Source: RefSeq, a predicted model, not a curated record
UUCAGCCAGGAGCAGCUGCAGGCCGGGGAGGUGCCCAUGCACUACGUGAGCCGCGCUGUGCACUGGGACCGCUACGCCCCCGUGCAGAUGGUGCCCUACCUGGAGCAGGCGCAGCGGGACCGGAGACACCGCCACCGCCGGCACCCCGAGCCCAGCUGCCCCGCACUGCAGCUCGCAGCGGGCGCUCACAGUGAAGCCAACGAGCGCUCCAUCUCACCCUGGCGAUACCGCAUCGACGAGGACGAGAACCGGUACCCGCCCAAGCUGGCCUUCGCCGAGUGCCUGUGCGACGGCUGCAUCGACACCAAGACUGGGCGAGAGACAACGGCACUCAACUCAGUGCUCAUCCACCAGACCAUGAUGGUGCUGCGCCGCAAGCCCUGUCCCCGCGGCGCCCCCGCCACCUUCGCCUUCGACGUGGACUACAUCCGCGUGCCCGUCGGCUGCACCUGUGUCCUGCCCCGCACUGCUCACUGA